Aspergillus alliaceus is the source of this 1385-nucleotide messenger RNA. RefSeq names its product Homocysteine S-methyltransferase. The record is from RefSeq and is a predicted model, not a curated record. Lineage: Eukaryota; Fungi; Ascomycota; Eurotiomycetes; Eurotiales; Aspergillaceae. Gene Ontology annotation, molecular function: S-adenosylmethionine-homocysteine S-methyltransferase activity. Gene Ontology annotation, biological process: S-methylmethionine cycle. The transcript has a single exon. Bases 104 to 1234 code for a protein of 376 amino acids.
AUUAACCCCACAUUGACCUAAGGAACCUCAAUAAAACAAGUAAAACUACGCAACAUCACUGGCAAAAAGUGACAACCAGUGCCCAAAAUCCCAUUCACCGAUAAUGUCAACAAGGACACGACCGAUCCUCCUCCUCGACGGCGGUCUGGGAACCACCCUCGGCGAACCUCCCCACAACAUCACCUUUACCGCAGAAACGCCCCUCUGGUCCGCUCACCUGCUCAUCUCCUCGCCCCAUACCCUCCAAGAAGUGCACCAAGCCUUCGCCACGGCUGGCGCCGACAUCGUCUUGACAGCCACCUAUCAAACGAGCUUCGAGGGGUUUAUGCGCACGAACCCCCGUUACACAGCCGAAGAUGCAGCGCAUUAUAUGCGUUCAGCGAUUCCGCUUGCGCAACGCGCCCAUGCAUCGCCCGGGAAGACGGUGAAAGUUGCACUAUCGCUGGGGCCAUACGGUGCGACCAUGUCGCCCAUUGCGGCAGAGUAUACAGGACUCUACCCGGCAGAGAUGGAUUCUGAGCCGAGGCUGCGCGAAUGGCACGCGCAGCGGUUGUGCGUGUUUGUGGACGAGACGGGGACGUGGGACAAGGUGGAAUACAUUGCAUUCGAGACGGUGAGGAGGGCAGACGAGGUGCGGGCGAUUCGCGGGGCGAUGUUGGAUGUCUUGGCAGACAUGUAUGAGGGUCAGGGGCCUGGCGUAGGCAGGCGCCAAUCGGCGGUGGGGAGAAAGAAACCGUGGUGGAUCUGUGGUGUCUUCCCCUCUGAGGAAGUAGAUGAGAAGGAUGUGCGAGCGUGGAUACGUGCAGCUGUGGGUACACAGGAGACUACACCUGGCGUUUACCUGCCCCGGCCGUGGGGGAUCGGGGUCAAUUGCACCCGGAUUGGGAAUGUUGGGCGCAUCGUCUCCAUUAUGCAGGAUGAGUUGCGUAACCUGAGUGCGCUGGGCACAAAGGGUUACGUUGACGAGUGGGACGGCGUGACCGGACGACCCUGGCUAGUGUUGUAUCCCGAUGGCACUCAUGGGGAGAAGUACGACCCUGUCACGAAAACAUGGGUUGAAACGGAGACAGGGAGAGAAACGCGGCCGUGGGACGAGAUCUUCUGGGAUGUGGUACAAGGGCUGCCUGACGGUGCCUGGGAGGGUGUAAUCAUGGGAGGAUGUUGUCGGGCAGGACCCGAGCAGAUCGCUGCGUUGCGCAGGAGGGUUGAUUCGGAUAAGCAGUCCCAACGUUGAAGGCGUUUAGACGUUAUGGAUAAGGAGCUUAGUUGCUUGGUUCUUGUGCGUCGAGGAUCGGCGGCGAAACAAUAAUAUCCACAUAAUUGACGCUGCAGAUGGAUUGUAUUCCUAGUCACCUCCAUCUUCCCUUCGUUCGGAGUUAUCCACA